Vairimorpha ceranae is the source of this 483-nucleotide messenger RNA. RefSeq names its product phosphatidylinositol-4-phosphate 5-kinase. Gene Ontology annotation, biological process: phosphatidylinositol metabolic process. The transcript has a single exon. Gene Ontology annotation, molecular function: phosphatidylinositol kinase activity. The record is from RefSeq and is a predicted model, not a curated record. Bases 1 to 483 code for a protein of 160 amino acids. NCBI's taxonomy places the organism in Eukaryota, Fungi, Microsporidia, Nosematidae.
AUGAAGAAUAUAUUUAGUACAAGAAAUAUAAAAUAUAUUUAUGACCUAAAAGGAUUUAAUGUAGAUAGAAAAACAGAUCAUUUUAUAAAAAAAGAUAAAGACUGGAUUAAUGAUAGAUAUAAAAUAGAUAAUAAACUUUGCGAUAACAUUUUGGAGAAUAUAGAAAAAGAUAUACAUUUUUUAAAAAUUCAUAAUAUUAUGGAUUAUUCACUUGUCAUAAGUGUCAAUACAAUACCGUGCAAUAAAUAUUUUGAUAGAGAAUAUAAAAUUAAUAAGCAAUCAAAUAGUUUUACUAUUUUAAAACAGGGAGAGUAUUCUAUAGGCAUAAUAGAUAUUUUAACUUCGUAUGGAGAAUAUAAAAAAAUAGAAGACUGGUUUAAUUUUCUGUGCCUUUGUUCACUCAAUAAAUCAUGUAAAGAUCCUGAAAAAUAUUCAGAAAGAUUUAUAAAAAAUAUUUAUAAUAAUUUAUUUCAAAAAAAAUAG